CCAAACACUCGCCUCUUAUCUCUCUCUCCUCUUCAAGAAGACCAAACACCACCCAUAUCUACUCUAACCAUGAAGUUCUCAGCUACCAUCGUUGUCCUCGUUGCCUUGUUGGCCGUCUCUUCCGCCCACAAGACUAAGAGCAGCAGCUCCAGCACCGCAACUGGGUCGGUCAUCACCAUUGACCCCAUCUCAACCGUUUCCUCUGGCAGUGGCUCGCCUACCACCACCGUCGAGACCGCGACCUCGACCGCGACCAUCACUGUCCCAAUCGUCACGAGCAUCACCAUCGGUGUCCCCACCAUCGUUACGACCACCAUCGCUACGACCACCACCGGACCUCAGCCCACAAGCACUCCCUCGAGCGGAAACGCCCUUGGCGGUCCCGCUAAGGCUUUGAUGGCCCUCGGAGGUGGAGUUGUCGUCCUUGCUCAGUUCAUGUAAAGCAAGAGAACGCGCUUUAUCCCUCCUUCAUCAAUAUAUAUAAUAGUACAUAUCUCCCUCACCCUUCUCUGAACUCCUUUUGUAAAGUAAAGUUACAUGGCCACGAACACUAGCCUGGCUAUCUUUCAUAUAUGUAUAUCUCUACACAAAAAACAUUCCUUUGAGUGAUUGUUUGUAUCCAAACCCAUAAUUUCAGG
Molecule: messenger RNA, 638 nt
Organism: Gamsiella multidivaricata
Lineage: Eukaryota; Fungi; Mortierellomycota; Mortierellomycetes; Mortierellales; Mortierellaceae
Exons: 1
Coding region: 70-441 (123 amino acids)
Source: RefSeq, a predicted model, not a curated record